Molecule: messenger RNA, 150 nt
Organism: Phycomyces blakesleeanus NRRL 1555(-)
Lineage: Eukaryota; Fungi; Mucoromycota; Mucoromycetes; Mucorales; Phycomycetaceae
Exons: 1
Source: RefSeq, a predicted model, not a curated record
UACGAAGUUGAAGACAUUCGAGAUCAUCGUGGUACUGCUGGUCAACGAGAAUAUUUGGUCAAAUGGGCUGGCUAUGGCGAACGCACUAAUACAUGGCAAAAGGCUGAAGACUUUACCGAUUCCACAAUUGUACAAAAAUAUUGGAAGAAA